Molecule: messenger RNA, 7064 nt
Organism: Menidia menidia (Atlantic silverside)
Lineage: Eukaryota; Metazoa; Chordata; Actinopteri; Atheriniformes; Atherinopsidae
Source: the annotation of a GenBank genome assembly
AUGACCACUGGUCCACUCACAGCAAAGGUGCCAUCUCCUUACGAGGCCACGAACCUGGCCUUUUCUGAAUCUAAAAACAGAAGCGCUCAGGUGAAUGAUUGCGAAACAGAGACCAGCCUUUGCAGUGCAGCCGUGUCCCAUGUUGCUCCCUCUUCUCAGGGGAUGGCCAAGGUCCAGGAUGGACACACAAAUGCAUGUGACAGCACUGCCAUGUUAGAGGAGAGCCAGGAUGGUAUGGACAGUGGUACCCUAAGUCCUGCCUCAGCUCGACAGGUCACCAUCCAGCGCCACCCAACUCAAGGCUUCGGCUUCAUCGCGGGAAGUCAGAGGCCCGUAAUCGUACGCUCCGUCUCCGCCGACGGCCCCUCUUUUGGCAAGCUUCUCCCAGGGGACCAGAUCUUGGCCAUUAACGAGGAGACGGUGAGCGACGCGCCCCGAGAGAGAGUCAUAGACCUUGUAAGCAACAUCAACCGGCUCACUUUAGAGGAGACGGUCACAGGCAUGUAUCAUGCUCUGACUUCCUAUCUAACACCUGCCUUGUCUUUCUCCUCUGAUCCACAGUCACCUAAGUCUGCCUUCAUAAGUGCAGCCAAAAAGGCACGCCUGAGAACAAACCCGCCCAAAGUGCGCUUUUCAGAACAAGUGUCUAUCAGCGACCCAGACUCAACAAUGCUCAAGGACGACUCCUUGCUACUCAUACCAAAUGUGUUGAAGGUGUUCCUGGAGAAUGGACAGAUAAAGUCUUUCACAUUUGAUAGUCGUACCACUGUGAGGGAUGUGAUUUCGUCCCUGCAGGACCGCCUCUCACUGCGCUACAUCGAGCACUUUGCCUUGGUGCUGGAAGCUGGUGGUCUUGACCAGAAUCAGAAGUUAUAUCUGCUGCAGGAAAACCAGCCACUGACACAUAGUCGUAAUGACGUCAUCAAGGAGCGCUUUGGAAUGGACUGGAAGUCAGACAUCACGUUGCGAUUGGCUGCGCUCCAUAUCUACAUCACUGUGUCCUCAGCAAGGCCCAACCAGAAGAUCUCUCUCAAGCAUGUCGAAAAAGAGUGGGGAUUGGAGCCUUUUCUUCCACUCACUCUUCUUCCAACAGUGAAGGAGAAGAAUGUGUGCAAAACCCUAUCUCAGCUGCUGAAGACAUAUCAACAUCCACCACCAUCAGGAAACAAGGAUGAGAAACAAUCUGCAACAACGCUAUUGGUGGGCCCACGACAUGGUAUCAGCCACGUGAUUGACCUGAAAAACAACCUCACAACAGUUCUGGCCGAGUUCAGUAGGGUUUCCAAGAUCCAGCUCUAUCGGGAGAGCCAAGGAGUGGCCCGUGUGGAGAUUACAGAAGCUCCCACCAUCCCCAUCCACGCUCUGGGGCAACUGGAUUGCAAAGUGGAGGACGGCGAGGGGACGAGAGGGAAAUCUCACACAGGGAGUCAGGAUGCUCAAGAGCCCUAGUUUCUGCAGAGCCUCAGCAUUUAGGCUUGUGUCAUGUUCAUCUUCGAGAACAACAAUUUCAAGAGUUGCAAACACAUGCUCAGGCUGAACUCGACAUCAAUGAGAACUUUAUUUCCCCAGAGGCCCCUGGCCGUCCCCGCACCAAGUCAGAUCCCACACAGGAGAGUACAGAAGAUAUAGCUGCUGUUUCAGAGAGCCCAGCGGUGGAAAAAGUGGGAUUUCGAGUCAGAGCUCAAACAAUGGGUCAAUCCCAGAAAACGCGUUACUUUUGUGACUCCUGCAAAGCUAGGCUUAGGGCAGAGGGUUUGUCCACAGCAGUUACCGGCAGUGGGAGCUCAGGGAAGCAUUGCUCCAGUGCAUGUGCCUCCCGAGAUGGAGGUGCAGUUGACCUUAUGGCCCUACCACCUCCAGGAAAUGAAGAAGAGGACGAUGAAGGGGUAGAUGAUGAAGAAGAGAAGCUCCAACCACCACCCCCAGCUAUUGCAGCCCCACCUCCUGGCUUUAGGGACAAUAGUUCUGAUGAGGAUGAUCCAAAGAGAGGCAGGAAGGCAAGAAGCAGUGCCAGUACUGGUGUGGCCUCUGGGAAGCCAGCUCAGGCCAAGGGAGACGUGCCUGUGACACUGAUUGAUAAUGUGGCCACCAGAACAGUCAGAGAUCACGCGCAGGAACUUGAUGACGCUCUGGUCUCCACCUUACAAGCACUUGAGGCUUUGGCAGCCUCUGAGGACUACCCACAUCAUCCUCAACAACCAACACAGACAGCAGGCCUGAUUGUCUUAGCUGCCAUCACACCUGAGUCAUCACUGGAUUCAGGUCAUGAGACAAAUUCCUCUGAACUGACAGAUGUCUCCGAGAUGGUGUCAGCAAUGAAGCAAAACCAAAACCAAGCCUACCUGCUGGCUCAUCAUAUCAACAAGGAGCGUAUUCUCUGCCGCCGUGACUUUCCUCUGGCUAUCCCUGGCUGCACAGCAAAGACCAUAGGGACUGGGGCCUUUUCUGUGGGGCAGAUACGUGCCGGCUGUCCACCCAAGCAAGUAAUCUUAAGCAAGACUGUUCCCUUUAAAGUCAGCCCCAGCCAAGAUUCAACGAUACUGAGUGUUUUGACAGAGCAAGGGAGCAAUCAAGACAUUACACACACUGACGAAAAAACUGAAUUAAAAGCAAUCUCUGAGUCUGCAAAAGGAAACCCCUCUGAUCCUCCUACUAAACCACCUGAAGAUAUCAAAGUGUCUGAAGCUUCACUGACGGCUCAAGUAAGUACAGAUCAUAAAUUUUCAAAUUCUUCGGGGGACAUGAUAGCUCAAAAUCUCCCAGAUGGUAUAAAGGAGAAGACGGCAACGACUCUUAAUACAGACCAUAUAAACAAAGCCUUACCUAUCAUCUUGCCUGUGGAUAGAACUGUUUCUGCCAAGAUUUCUUCCACUAAUAUGUGCCAAGAUGCCAAGACUGCCUCAAGUGAGACCAUGAAGCCUUCAAGCUCUUCAGAACUUCUACCAGUUGAUGAUCUUUUCUGCACGUGUCCUGUGCAGCAAGAUCCUGCAACACAAUUAAGGCUAAAAGAUCCACAGGUUGAGAAGAUAGUGGUGUUUCAGUCGUCCUCGCCAACAGAUGACGAGCGUCUUCGAGCCAAAGGCCUGCAGUUAGCUAACAGCAAAGAGGGCAAAGAACAUGCAGCAAGAGUAGGAGCAGAUCCUGGUUUGGCCAAACCAAACCCACAAAUACAAACUAAGUUCUCUCCUCAUUUGCCUGUAAAAGUGGAAAAAAAGGAAACAGCUGAGAGCAAAACUGAAAGUGCCCAUGGAAAAUCCCACCUUGAGUCACAGAAAUGUCACAUGAAAUCCUUACCAAUUUUAGAUGAUUUGACAACUGCAAGCCCCGUUGUAGAUAAAGUUUCCACUCUCCCAGCAAGAGAUGCAAAGAAGCACAGCACUGGUAAAAGCAAGUCCCAGCGAAGCGCUCCCUUCUUGAGCUUUAAAAGCCUACUUUCAGCCACCUUUCCAGCAAGAAUGCGAAAAGAAACAGAUGAAAGAAGGGCUCAGUUGCAGAAAGUUCGCCAGUACGAGCUGGAGUUCUUGGAGGAACUGUUGAAACCCAAGUCAUCACAGGGAGAAUUCUUGCCACAAGGAUCCUCGCCUGUGCCCUCAGGCACUCCCUGUGCCUGUCAACUCCGCACUAGUCCUGUCCUUAAGGCUCCAGGGAUCUCCAGGGAGCAACGACGCAGCUGUGACUGUAAGCGAAUGUGUAGGGGAAUGCGACUGCCAGACACCCCAGUUGGCACCACAAAAGAAAUGCAAAACAGAGGCAGAGAGAGAACCAUCUCAAACACCCCUCCAGCAGUCUCCAAAGUCCCACAUCCUCAAAGUGCCACAAGGAGACCUCAGACAUUGGAGAUCAAGACAACAAGAAUACGAUCAACAAGCCUUGAGUCAAGAGAGCCAAGGGGAGAACAGGCCUCUUGCUUACCCACCUGUACUUCCCAAACUGAUUGCAUGGGAGCGCCUCAAUAUAAAAAGCUCCAGAGACGAUACAGCUUUGGAGAACUGGAUAACAACACUAGCACACCUGUGUAUGCUGAGGUGAAACCGAAAACCAAAAGUCUCGAGAAGGAGAUGGAAAGAGUCCGGGCCACAGGACUUAGACUCCCUACCCCAGUAGAACCAGUCCACACUCAGUCUCACCAAGCAGAAGGAAAAGGGAAGAAGGGUGUAUUUUUCAUCCAGGGAGAAGAAUUACUGCGUGAAAGCAAAGAAGGCACCGGGGAAGUCCUACUGAACCUGCCAAGUGAAGACAGUGAUGACAAAGACAAAUGCUGCUCAUUCUGUUUCUGUUACCGAAAGUGUGAAGCUGCAGAUGAGAGCAGUGAGAAAGAUGAACUGUCAUACUCCAUACCCCUUCAGGUUCUACCAGGCAUGGAAGUGGACUCACGUACUUUUCCUGUUGUAAGCAAAACACUCCAGGUUCUUAAUGCAGAAGACUGCAGUGGGGAAGAAGAGGAAGAAGUGGAAGAGGAAGAAGAACCACAGACACAGGACAUAGACUUGAGAUCCUGUGGUACACUGGAGGGGAGCCUUGCACGGGUACACGCUCUUCAGGGGAAAACUUUUAGCUUGCCAGAUGGCUUCCUAAAUGCCCAGCUGAAUGCUAAUGAACUGCUUGCUAUCCUGCGACAAUGCGCUAGCAGCCCACAAGGUGAGGGUGAGACUCGUCUUCAGCCCUCACGGAUUACAGAGUACAAACAGGAGCUGGCACUGCGCUUCAAAGAGUUCAGAGCAUCGUGUCGAAGAGUGGCAAGUGUUGAAAAAAGCCCAACACGUAUGCUUGCUGUUGUCUCAUCCAGCUUUCAGGUGUUAUGUGAACUAACUCAGACCUUUAUCAAAUUGGUCCGAGGUGUUCGUUCAGAGACCCAAAGGCUGCAGCUAUUAAGAAAAGUGGAGGAAGUAGCGAUCAACUACACCUUACUUCUGCGUGCAGCAGAGGAGUCCAUGGGACACUCAAGCAGUUUGCCAACAAAGACAAUUAGUCCUCAAAUUUCCUCCAACGUCAAUAACAUGAGCUCGCUCACACGACCCAUGAAAACUCUGCCUGCCUAGUGAGAAAAGUCUGGCAGGAAUGUAAUCAGAGCAAUCCAACAUGUGGGUGCAACUCUGUCCAAAUUCAUUAUUUAUUUAUUGUUUACAAUUUUUACAAAAUGUGCAAUGAAUCAUCCUCAGUAAAAUUGCAAUGCAAAUGUUCCAUCCCAUGUUUACAAGUCCUGAGGUAGCCUUGUUUUGAAAUAUAGAUAUGCCAAACUGAUGCACAAUGGAAUAAGAACCCUAUAUAACAGACUGGGUAACACAGGGCUAAAUCACCUCAUAUCAGUACACAUAAUAUAAAUAAAUCAUUAUAAUAUAAUAUUUUAUAUGUACUAUAUAUUUGAGUUGUGUCUAUUUAGCAAAUAAUAUGAAGUUUUGUGAAAAAACGGUAAAGAGUAUAUUUGAAAUGUAUUAAGUUGAGAGACCCAUGAAAAUCAUAACACGUCAAAAAUAAAUGUAUGUUUUGGCCGAAUAAUUUAAGAGAUCUUGUUAAGUAGCCACUUCUGUGAACUGCAUAGUCCAAAGGGUCAGUGGGUUAGAUGGUGAUGUGUUUGUUUGUGGAAUUUGCUAACUGUUGUAAUGCAAAAUUGAUCUCUUUUGGCAGUGUUGGCACUGUCUAACAUACAGAUAUGAGUCAAAAUAUAGGUGAGAAAGUUGGAAAAUGAAAAUCACUAAAAUACACGUAUGGCAUGCUUAACAAUAACUGACUGACAGCCCCAUUCUCUCAUUUCAUGAGUGCAGGUAUGAAAACCACCUGCUCAGGGCAGACAAUGUAGCAGAGCAUCGAGUCACGGUCGUAUUCACUGUACAGUAAUGAGGGUUACUCAACUGUAAAGAAGACAUGCCCACUAUGUAAUCAAUAACACGGUGCGUUUUACACCACCACAAAUCCAUGGCUCACUUCCAUCUCACCGGUUGUGAAUCAUACUUUUAAAUAUACAGUAGACAACUACUAGCAAACGAGUGAGCUUGUAACUAGGAUUUUGCACAACCUCUGACGUCAGUUCUGAAGCUUAAAUGUACCUUUUCUUCUGUGUUUCGAUUCAUCUGCCUGCUGAAAACAUCACCAGUCUUUCAUAAUUCAUCUUCUACAAGCUAACGUUGACACAUCUAAAAAAUAUUCUUAUGUUUUUAUUCAGGUUUUCCAAUACAACAUCAAAAACUGCUUUCUUUGUGCUGUUACACAAUGUGCAAUCUAGCAAAUAUUUAAGAAACCCACAAAGUAGUUUUCUAUGUAUUUUAAUAAAACUAACACAUCAUUUCCUGUCUGAAAUUCUUUGUGUCUCACCCCUUAGUACUCCAGAAAAAAAUCUGAAUUAACUUUUGCUGGCCAAUUAUGUAUACUGGAUAUACUGUCAAAAAAAAGUGCUACAAAACCAAAAUAACUGUGAUGACUGUUCUGCAACAAUGCAAACGGAAAAUAAAUCUUCUGUUUCUAGAAAUAAAAAAGAGAGUUUUCUGUCCUUUGACAAGUUUCGCUAUAACUAAAUAAAUCAAAAUAUUUUUAAAGCACUGUUUCACAUGUAAACAUUAUCCCAUACUAAAGUUCUAUAGUCACCUGAUAGUGUAAAUUAUAGAUAGGGCACUAAAUCAUUCUGUGUUAAAAAAAAUUACAAAUGUGACAAAAAAGCACCAUCCUUCAAAUUUUCCGAAUCACAGGUGAAAGGCUAAAUCUAACAAAAUGACACUACUUAAAAGUUUGACCUUUGGCUUUGUGAAACGUUUGUGUUGGUUUCAGAGCACACUUGCAGUGUUUACAGGCACUCUCUUUUAACAGUGUCUCCUCUGCCACUGAUGUGGCCUCUAUAUAGCCAUUACGUUGUAUUUCCCCCCUCGCUGUGCUGCAUGAUUUCCCUUGAGAGUUUCAGGGGCAACUACACUGGUAUUGAAGGAGAUGAUACUGUACAGACAUGAAAGUUAAACGGGUAAAAAAUAAUAGGGUAUGGUGAAAACAUACUUUAUAUAUAUAUACAGAUAUAUAUAUAUCUAUAUAGAUAUAUAAAUGUUUUGCAAAUGAUAUGGAAAUGUAUAAUUUUACACUGC